Molecule: messenger RNA, 1683 nt
Organism: Nicotiana attenuata
Lineage: Eukaryota; Viridiplantae; Streptophyta; Magnoliopsida; Solanales; Solanaceae
Product: protein NRT1/ PTR FAMILY 6.3-like
Exons: 5
Biological process (GO): transmembrane transport; response to nitrate; oligopeptide transport
Cellular component (GO): membrane
Molecular function (GO): nitrate transmembrane transporter activity
Source: RefSeq, a predicted model, not a curated record
GAAAAAGGAAAGACUAUCCUGGGGAGUUGCUACUGCCAUUGAAAGUGGACCAUGUGGAAUAAAAUAUUUUUGUGUAUUAAAAAAUGGUUAAAAAUGCAAUUGAGUUGCCUCUAGGCCAUGGCUAUAAAAGGGUAAUGGAAUCAAUUGAAUCUGCAAUCUUCUUCUAGUUUUUCCAUAUUAACCUUUUUUUCUCAUUGCUUAUUGGGUCCAAUUUUGUGGGCAAAAGUGCAAGAAAAAGUUGCUAAAAUGGCACUUCCUGAGACACAGCAAGAUUCAAAAGCUUUACCAGAUGCUUGGGAUUACAAAGGAAGACCAGCUCUUAGAUCCUCCUCUGGUGGCUGGGCUAGUGGUGCAAUGAUUUUAGGUGUUGAAGCUGUGGAGAGGCUAACAACACUAGGGAUUGCUGUAAACUUGGUGACAUAUUUGACUGGAACUAUGCAUUUAGGGAAUGCUUCUUCAGCCAACAACGUUACCAAUUUUCUUGGAACUUCUUUCAUGCUCACUUUACUUGGUGGUUUUGUCGCCGACACUUUCCUCGGAAGGUAUCUUACAAUUGGUAUCUUUGCCACUGUUCAAGCAAUGGGUGUUACAAUCUUGACCAUAUCCACUAUUAUCCCAAGCCUACGACCACCAAAAUGUGAACAAGUUGGUAGCUCAUCAUGCAUCCCCGCAAAUAGCAAACAACUCAUGGUCCUAUACAUUGCCCUAUACAUGACGGCGCUCGGCACUGGCGGCCUAAAAUCGAGCGUCUCCGGCUUUGGCACCGACCAAUUCGAUGAUUCCGACAAAAAAGAAAAGGGACAAAUGAUAAAAUUCUUCGAUUGGUUCUUUUUCUUUAUUAAUGUUGGCUCGCUCGGUGCAGUUACAGUAUUGGUGUAUAUUCAAGAUAAUUUGGGAAGAGAGUGGGGUUAUGGAAUAUGUGCAUGUGCUAUUGUUAUUGCACUUGUUGUGUUCUUAUUUGGGACAAGGAAAUAUAGGUUCAAGAAACUUAUGGGCAGUCCAUUGACACAAAUUGCUUCAGUUAUUGUGGCUGCUUGGAAAAAAAGGCAUUUAGAAUUGCCUUCAGAUUCUUCACUUCUCUUUGAAAUUGAUGAUAUUUUUGUUGAAGGAAAUAAAAAAAGGAAGCAAAUGUUGCCUCAUAGCAAGGAGUACCGAUUCUUGGACAAGGCAGCAAUUAAGGAAGAUCAUGACCUUGAAUCUAAUGGCACUAACGUUGUAAUUAACAAGUGGAAAUUAGCAACGUUAACCGAUGUUGAAGAAGUAAAAUUAUUAAUCAGAAUGUUACCAACUUGGGCCACAACUAUUAUGUUCUGGACUGUCUAUGCACAAAUGACAACAUUUUCAGUGUCACAAGCUACAACAAUGGAUCGUCACAUUGCAACCUUUGAAAUUCCACCUGCUUCACUCACAGUAUUUUUCGUCGGAAGUAUACUCUUGACCGUAAUUUUCUACGAUAGGAUUAUCGUUCCAAUUUGUCGUCGUUUCAUGAAUAAACCUCAUGGACUUACCCCAUUACAAAGAAUUUUCACAGGGUUAGUUCUUUCAAUUUUGGCCAUGAUAGCCGCUGCCCUAACCGAGGUUAAGAGGCUAAAAGUGGCACAUUUGCAUGGAUUGACCAAUGAUGCAAAUGCUACAAUUCCAUUGACUGUAUUUUGGCUAGUUCCGCAAUUCUUGCUAGUGGGA